Messenger RNA from Papaver somniferum (opium poppy), 426 nucleotides. RefSeq lists its product as uncharacterized. The record is from RefSeq and is a predicted model, not a curated record. The transcript has a single exon. The coding region runs from base 1 to 426 and encodes 141 amino acids. Lineage: Eukaryota; Viridiplantae; Streptophyta; Magnoliopsida; Ranunculales; Papaveraceae.
AUGAAUUAUGCACUUAUCAGCCCUCCAAGACAGUUGGCCAAUUGCCAAGCCCCACCACAAGACGCAGAGGUCUGCACAGUCGACGAGGUGGAUUGUAGACAACCAUACAUGGAUUUCAUCCAAAAUGGCAAAUUACCCAGCGACAGGCAAACGACUCUAAAAAUUCGAAAGAAAGCGGCGAGUUUCUUCAUACAUGAUGGGAUCCUCUACCGCAGAAGCUACAGUAACGCGGUACUAAAGUGCUUAUCAGACGAAGAGGCUGCUGAAGUAAUGACUCGGUCACAGAAUACAGAACAUCAAGGGAUGCGGAAGUUGUUCCUGCAGCUCUAUGAAGGCAUGUUUUACUGGCCCACCAUAGAAAGCGAUACCGCGGAACACGUCAGAAAAUGCCAACCUAAUCAGAACACCCUACACCUUGCUGCAUAG